AUGUCGCACGCAACGUUUCUUGAUGAUGAAGAAGGGAAUUCAAGAAGUUCUUUGCAACAUGAGAGAUUACCGAUACAGGAAGUAUGUGUGCGUAUCACUGUCAGUGUCAUCCGACCGGACCAAGCCGAUGCUGAUAUCAUAUCGCUUGAGGUGGGUGGGGACAUGACCGUUGAGCUUCUCAAAGCUAUCGUCGAGAGCGAAACCUCCGUUCCCCCGAGCGCCCAACGAAUCGUCUACAACAAUCAGUUACUCGGAGAUGAUGCACGUACCCUUGAACAGGUUGGAAUCGGGGAAGGAGAUAUGUUGGGUGUCCAUGUUACGCUGCGGAGUCCUCAGGCGCCCACCCGCACUGCUGGCGGCCCUAGCGCUCCUGCUGCGCAACAAAACCUCCAACGGCGUCAGGCGAUGAACCCAGAUCCCGAGACCAUCCGGUUACACAUUCUAGGCGACCCUCGAGUGCGCGAAGCUGUCCGACGGCAAAACCCGGAAUUGGCAGACGCAGCCAGUGAUGCCCAGCGGUUCCGCGACGUAUUCCUCAACCAACAGCGGCGGGAGGCUCAGUUAGAGGCUGAGAAGGAGGCCCGGAUUGCAAUGUUGAACGCAGAUCCGUUCAACCCGGAAAACCAGCGGCAGAUUGAAGAGAUCAUUCGCCAGAAUGCGGUGACAGAGAACCUCCAUAACGCCAUGGAGCAUCAUCCGGAAUCGUUCGGUCGCGUGACCAUGUUGUACAUACCAGUCGAAGUCAACGGCCACAAACUUAAUGCAUUCGUCGAUUCUGGCGCCCAGGUCACUAUCAUGUCCCCCGAGUGUGCGACCGCGUGCAACAUCAUGCGUCUGGUAGACCAGCGAUACGGGGGAAUUGCUAAAGGAGUGGGCACUGCGAAUAUCCUGGGGCGCGUCCAUUCGGCUCAAAUCAAGAUCGGAAGUAUGUUCUUGCCAUGUUCUUUUACCGUGAUGGAAGGCAAGCACAUUGAUCUCCUCCUGGGUCUGGAUAUGUUGAGGCGGCAUCAGGCCUGCAUCGACCUCAGGAGGGGAGCACUGGUCAUUCAAGACCAAGCAGUGCCAUUUCUGGGAGAGGCAGAUAUUCCUAAGCAUCUGCAAGAUGGAUUCGAGGAUGAGCCUUUGGUCAAAGGUGCUGACGGUGCCGAAGUCGGCGCUCGGACGGGUGCAGUUACUCAUCAGGCACAAGGGCCCGGUGGCGCCAGCUCAUCUACGGCACCUCCGUCUCGUCCAGCUCCGGCACAGUCAUCCCGGUGGCCACAAGAUUCCAUCGCGAAGAUCACCGAGCUCGGUUUCACUCGGGAGGAGGCUAUGCGGGCACUAGAUGCAGCUAACGGGGACCUCGACGGGGCCAUUGGCUUUCUGAUAUGA
Molecule: messenger RNA, 1371 nt
Organism: Aspergillus oryzae RIB40
Lineage: Eukaryota; Fungi; Ascomycota; Eurotiomycetes; Eurotiales; Aspergillaceae
Gene: ddiA
Product: putative DNA damage-inducible v-SNARE binding protein Ddi1
Exons: 4
Coding region: 1-1371 (456 amino acids)
Biological process (GO): proteolysis
Molecular function (GO): aspartic-type endopeptidase activity; protein binding
Source: RefSeq, a predicted model, not a curated record